AUGUGUCUGUCUCUAUGUGUCUGUGUCUCUGUAUGCCCCCCCACUAUCGACAGUAUCUCGUUAUCUCUGGGUACAGCAGAAACCAAACCAUUGAUAAUAUUGAUAAUAGAUUCCCAGGUGGAUCAUCCCAGCACACCGAAUCCUUAAUCCCCCAAUCCAAACAAUGGAGAAGCUUGAAGCUCCAAAUCCACCCAAGCAAGAAGCAACCCAUCCUUGAUCCCACUGCGGUAUCCGUCCCAGCGACCGGCCAAGCCGCAGCACCCACUACCCAAUAACAAAUAGCACCUAGUACUCCGUAGUAG
Aspergillus candidus is the source of this 302-nucleotide messenger RNA. RefSeq lists its product as uncharacterized. The record is from RefSeq and is a predicted model, not a curated record. Bases 15 to 275 code for a protein of 86 amino acids. The transcript has a single exon. Lineage: Eukaryota; Fungi; Ascomycota; Eurotiomycetes; Eurotiales; Aspergillaceae.